Nothobranchius furzeri (turquoise killifish) is the source of this 3496-nucleotide messenger RNA. RefSeq names its product protocadherin beta-1. Lineage: Eukaryota; Metazoa; Chordata; Actinopteri; Cyprinodontiformes; Nothobranchiidae. The record is from RefSeq and is a predicted model, not a curated record. Gene Ontology annotation, molecular function: calcium ion binding. Gene Ontology annotation, cellular component: plasma membrane. Gene Ontology annotation, biological process: homophilic cell-cell adhesion.
UUUAUGUUUGGGUGUUUGUUUUAAAUAGAUUUUUUACAACAUUGACAAAUCAUACAUUUUAUUAUGAUUAAUUAAAUAUAAAAACUCUCCCAAACUAGGUCAACAAAUCCAUUCAUUUUUCUUCCACCAGAUUUGAACUGAAGCAAAAAUGUGCUUUUGCAGUAAAACAUGUAGACAUACAACCUCACUCGUCUGCACCUCUAAACAAGCUAUCGUUAUCAUGUUGUCAUAAUUAAGCUAUACGUAAUGGUCUUAUACUUGUUCCUUAUUAGGCUCGUUGUAAUUCUGUUGAGAAGUCUGUCAGUGCUGUGGGUGUGCCGCUGUCCAGGGUGCUGAUUAGCUGAAAGUAUUUAACUGCCUUUUUUCUCUUUCCUUUUGAGCCCUUCAAAAUUACUUAAGAUAAGUAUUCGUCUAUUUUUCUUUAACUUUAUGUUUAGUUAUUAAGAUAUACUAUAUUUAACUUGAAUGUAUUUGACAGAGCAAAAUUAUUUGAACGAGGAGUUUUGAGUCAUUUCUGAGCGUGAGACUCAAACUGACGGGCAGGCUUUCCUUUGCCGUGCAUUUUAAUAACAUAAUAUAUACAUAUAAUUAUGUGCGCGCUCGCGCACGUACGUGUUGUGUUGCUGUUAUUUAAAAGCAUAUUAAAUUGUGAUGGUAAAUCAAACAGAGUUCGGUGUGUUUUAGAGAUCAUUAAUGGAUAUUUCUGCAAUCAAAAUGUUUUGAAUUUAAUCACAAAUUUUAUUUGUAAUUGUUUUGUGGAAUAAAGUUAAUCUUUGAAGCCUGAUGAGGAGUUCCGUAUUUUAUCCUCUAAGUGACGCUGUUGCCUGGUGAAUAAAGGAGGUUAUGAUGUGGGUAUUAUUGGAAAGCUGUUUCCUCCCUCAUUGCGUUUUACAUCAGCAGAUGAACCGUGCUGGGCACACAUAAAGCUGUGGUUAAAUCUGAGCAAAUCAACUUUAAAUAUUAGCUUCAACAUUGUAUUACCCAGUAAGAUUUUCUUCAUUAUAGAUAUUUUUAUAGAAUUUUUUUUAUUUUGAUUUUCUUACGGAUUUCUUACAUGGAGUUGGAAGAACAGCACCGAGGCAGAGGAGAAAGAUGGCGAAUGCGACAUUUGAAAGAGCUGUGCGUGUUUGUAUUUCUUUGCCUUCAUCUAACAAAAGCUCAGAUCCGGUAUUCAAUUCAAGAAGAGCUAAAGACUGGAUCGCUUGUCGGUAACAUCGCUCAGGACCUGGGUUUGGAUCUAAAAAGGCUCCGUUCUGGUCGGGCUCGCAUCGUUACCGGAGAAAAUAUCCAGUACACGCAGCUGCAUGCAGACAAAGGGACUUUAAUUGUGAAUGAGAGAAUAGACCGAGAGCAGCUCUGUGGGGAUGUGACACCAUGCAGCUUCACUUUUGAGAUUUUACUGGAAAAUCCAAUGGAGCUGCAUCCGGUCACCAUAGAGGUUCUGGACGUGAACGACAACGCGCCGACGUUUCAGAAUAAUCACUUGGAAUUUGAAAUAAGCGAAUCCGCAGCGCUCGGUUCCCGUUUUGUCCUUGAGAGUGCAGACGAUGCGGACGUGGGCCAAAACGAUCUGCAAAAUUAUGUUUUGACUUCCAAUGAAUAUUUUGUUUUGAAGCAACACGUUAAUCCAGACGGAAGCAAAUAUGCUGAGAUGGUGCUUCAAAAAUCCCUAGAUAGAGAAGAGCAACCACGCCUUUCACUGAAAUUGCUGGCUGUAGAUGGCGGAAACCCUCAGAAAUCUGGUACAGUAAAUAUUGCUAUUAUCAUUUUGGAUAUUAAUGAUAAUGCUCCUGUGUUUAAUCAGUCUGUGUACAAGGCUGUGGUGACUGAAAAUGCGCCAAAGGGCACUCACGUUGUUACUGUUAAUGCGAGCGACAUCGACAGUGGCUCAAACGGCUUAGUGACGUAUUACCUUUCCAAAUCCAAAGCAGGAAUUACAGGUUUGUUUGAAAUAGAUGAAGCGACAGGGAAAAUAUUUGUUGCAAAAGAAAUCGACUUUGAAAAAGAUAGAAAAAUAGAAUUUAGGAUUGAAGCAAAAGAUCAGGGAGGACUCACAGAUUCGAGCAAAGUGGAAAUUGAGGUUAUCGAUGUGAAUGAUAAUCCUCCAGUCAUCAACGUGAUGUCAUUCACCAGCCCGGUCUCAGAGGACUCCCCUCCAGGUACAACAGUUGGCAUUAUUAAUGUUAAGGAUCUCGAUUCCGGCGAUCAUGGACAAGUAAGAUGCCGGAUUGAAGGAAAUGUUCCUUUUAAGGUCAAAUCCAACGUCAGGAAUUAUUAUGCAUUGAUAACGGAAGCUGAUUUGGAUCGUGAAUUUAUCCCAGAAUACAACAUAACACUCAUCGCUACAGACACAGGAUCGCCCGCUCUUUUCACUAAAAAAACGUUUCAUCUAAAGCUUUCUGACGUGAAUGACAACGCCCCUGUGUUUACGAGAAACAUGUAUAGCGCGACGGUAGCAGAAAAUAUAACUCCUGGUUUCUUUGUGCUGAGCGUUAAAGCUAACGACCCGGAUGAAAACCAGAACGCGCGUGUUUCAUAUGUACUAGAAGAAUGCCAGAUUGGUGGAGCUCUGAUAUCAGAAUAUGUUUCUAUUAAUGCAGAAACGGGAGUGAUCCGGGCGGUGCGCUCGUUUGAUUAUGAACAAAUUAAGGAGUUAAUUUUUGUAGUUAAAGCGCAGGAUGGAGGCUCUCCUCCUCUCAGCAGCAACGUGACUGUGAAAAUACUGAUCCAGGACCAGAACGAUAACCCCCCUCAGGUCCUGUACCCGGUCCAGACUGGAGGGUCCGUGGUGGCUGAGAUGGUGCCUCGUUCAGCAGAAGUGGGCUAUCUGGUGACUAAAGUGGUGGCUGUUGAUGUGGACUCUGGACAGAACGCCUGGCUCUCCUAUAAACUGCAGAAAGCCACAGACAGGGCGCUGUUUGAAGUGGGCUUACAGAAUGGAGAAAUCAGAACUAUCCGUCAAGUGACUGAUAAAGAUGCUGUGAAACAAAGACUGACUGUUAUAGUGGAGGACAACGGCCAGCCCUCUCGUUCAGCUACAGUCAUUGUUAACGUGGCGGUGGCGGACAGCUUCCCUGAAGUGCUGUCGGAGUUCACUGACUCUACACACGACAAGGAGUACAACGACAACCUGACUUUUUACUUAGUCUUGGCUCUGGCUGUAGUUUCCUUCCUCUUCAUCACCUGUUUAGUGGUUAUCAUCUCAGUGAAAAUCUACAGAUGGAGACAGUCUCGCAUCCUGUAUCACUCCAGCCUCCCUGUCAUUCCAUAUUAUCCACCACGUUACUCAGACACGCUGGGGACAGGAACUCUCCAACAUGUGUACAACUACGAGGUGUGCAGGACCACUGACUCCAGAAAGAGUGACUGUAAGUUCGGCAGAGCUGCUAGUCAGAACGUGUUGGUAAUGGACCCCAGUUCUACAAGAACCAUGCAGAGGAUGCAGGGUGAGAAGAGCAUCCUGGAUGAGUCUGACUCGCCUUUAGAGGUUAGUUAA